GGCAAGAUCUACAUAGCUCCGUGGAGGGUGUAACGCUAAAGAUCAUUCUGCGUGAGAUGCUCAGGAUAUCUGAGCAAAAUAAUUCAUGUAUCCACACGCAGGGCUGGUAUAUAGCCAGUACCUCUUAAUACGCGCUGCCGACGCGGUGCUGAACCCAUAGGAGACGCUGAUCAUAAGAGGCGGAGCGCGUCGGAAGCCGCUCCGCGACCUCACAACGGUUAGUCUCUCAAGUGUCCGGAACGGCAGGCGGAGGAUGGACUUCGAGCAGCUGAUCGACACAGCGGAGGAGUGGUGCUCCGGGACCCCCUUCGAGCUCAUAGCCGCCGAGUGCAGUGACGAGAGGCGCCUGGAUUUCUAUGCCGAACCACGGUUCUCCUUUUACGUCCUGUGCCCAGACGUGAAUUGUGACACCGAUAGUUUUCACGUCUGGAGUGAGAAUGAGGACUGCCUGCCCUUCCUGCAGCGUGCCCAAGAUUAUAUCUCGGCUUGUGGCAGGAAGAGCCUCGUGCAGGUCCUGGAUGAGGUCUUCUCUUCCUUCAGGCCACUCCUGGACCUCCCUGACACAGACGACACAGAGACGUUUGAGCAGUACCACACCAACGUGGAGGAGGAACAGGAGACUGACCACCAGCAGCUGGCUGUCAGCCAGCAGUAACCCCACACACAUUGACCACACCCACCCACCGCGAAGGACCGCCUCCCACUGUCAUCCCAGUUCUGGGUUCUCAGACAUCAGAAUAUGCACACUGCAGAUAUUUGUUUUGUACUUGAAAUAAGGAGCGUGGUGGGCAACAUAGUAUUCAAAUAAAAGAAUAGAGUAAAGCAGAUGGAUCGCGGCUUAGUGUGUCAUAAAUGCAAAUAUUAAAUGACGUCUAAGCCAAAUGGUAAUAAUUUCGUUCCUAGUCUGUAUGUUCUCAUGUUAACAGCAGGUCAUUAGUUUCCUCAUAAAAAUGUACAGAUAAUUGUUUUUUUUUGUAACAUUACAUAAAGCAUGGCUGUGCUUAGUUUUAAUGACAUUUUUUAUUAUUUUAAUUAGUCUGAGCUUUCAGAGAGACAAACAGGAUUUUUGUGAGUGCCUGCAUUGUAUGUUAUUGGAGCUGAACUGACCAGCAUGGAUGUAAGGAAAACUUUGCUAUAGUGAGCUUGAUAAGACCUUAGAGUGACGUUAGCACCCGUGACUUACACAGCAUCUUCUCCUGCUUAAGUUAGGCCUGCUGGAAAAGUGUUACAUCCAAAUAUAUCUACUAAUAUUUAAGAUGUAGAGGGGUUACAAUUCGACAAAUUCAAGUAAAAUAUUAAACCCUUAGAAUAACUACAUUUGUAUACAGUAUGGAGUUGAUCAUAUAUUUGUCUUAGACAGAGUGGGCUUCUCAGUGUGUGUAUGAACAGAUGUUUGGUGAAAGAGACAUGCUGUUGGGAAAGAUAUUGAUUUCAAUUCCCUCCACAUACUCGUUUUGUAAUGGAGGUGUAGGCCUGCUGCACUUUAAUAGGAGUAGGAGGCAGGGACAGACUAUGGGUUGUGUGGGCCCCUGGGCAAAACGUUCGCGAGGCCCCCCACCACCACCACCACAAUUCAAGGGCCCUUGGCAGCCAAACGCCCUCCCUAUAGGGUCAGGGGCCCUUGUAGGCAGAGGAUCAAAGAAUGUAGGCCCUCUAAAAUAGACAAACGAAAAUACAUUGUUGAUAAGCGUUGCAAAUUGUUUUGGGCUAGGGGCCCCACUGGCCCCCUGCACCCCAAGGGCCCCUGGGCAGUGGCCCCGCUGGCCCGGUCCGUAAUCCGUCCCUGGUAGGAGGGGUAGGUCUGUCAUACCUUAAUGGGUGUAGAAGAUGGAGGCCUGUCACUUUAAUAGGUGUAGGAGGGGUAGGCCUUUCUCACUGUAAUAGAUAUAUUAGGUGGAGACCUGUCUCAUUUUAAUGGGUGUAGGAGGUGUAGGCCUGUCCUGUUUUAAUGCGUGUAGGAGGUGUAGGCCUGUCCCCUUUUAAUGCGUGUAGGAGGUGUAGGUCUGUCCCCUUUUAAUGCGUGUAGGAGGUGUAGGCCUGUCCCCUUUUAAUGCGUGUAGGAGGUGUAGGCCUGUCCACUUUUAAUGCGUGUAGGAGGUGUAGGUCUGUCCCCUUUUAAUGCGUGUAGGAGGUGUAGGCCUGUCCACUUUUAAUGCGUGUAAGAGGUGUAGGCCUGUCCCCUUUUAAUGCGUGUAGGAGGUGUAGGCCUGUCCCCUUUUAAUGCGUGUAGGAGAUGUAGGCCUGUCCCCUUUUAAUGCGUGUAGGAGGUGUAAGCCUGUCCCCUUUUAAUGCGUGUAGGAGAUGUAGGCCUGUCCCACUUUAAUGCGUGUAGGAGAUGUAGGCCUGUCCCGUGUUAAUGCAUGUAGGAGAUGUAGCCCUGUCCCACUUUAAUAUGUGUAGGAGGUACUGGUCUGUCUCCCUUUAACAGUGUAAAGGAGGCAUGAGCCGUUCGCAGUGUAUCGGCUGUAGGAGGUGUAGAUUCUCCUGGUGGUGCUCCUGACAGCUGUGUGACAUUGUGUGCCAUUUUAUUCUAAGGGACAGAUGGUCGGACGCAGAAUGUUAGCUCAUGAUUAGAAGCGGUGCAACAUGAGCUUGGUUUGUUUCUAUAUACAUACACUACAAUCCUUCUAAAGUCUAAUCAUCACUCACAAGGCCGUGAGUAAUUUAUUUUUAGAUGAAAUAUACCCAUGUGCUUUAUGCCCUGUGUCGGGGUUCCAUGUUGUUUUUGUAUUUCUUUAUAAGAUUAUAUCAAACCUAUACAGCUUAUAGUAACAUUAAUUUUGAUCCUGGACAGUUUUUUCUGUCUUUUAUUUUAUGUUCUCACAACACGAAUGAGUUGGUUUCAGAAUAUAUAUUAAACUAUUAAACCCGUUUGUGUAUUGUUGUAUAUGGUUGAAUAUAGCUACCACCCUAAAAUAUGACUUUCCUGUAACUGCCUUUUCAACAUAACCAGUGAUGUAAUUCAGAAUAUAUAUUCAUAUUUGUCAACAUAAGAACUUUAUGUGUAUGGAUCUCACCCCCCCCCCCAAUUUUCAGCAUCUGAUCCUGUAGCUACAUGUUGUAACUGCUCAUUAUAUCCACCUGACACUCCUGUUUCCCCCCCUGAUGAGCCACACCUGUUGCUUGUUGCUCCUCGUUAGUCCAUGUAUUUCAGUACCUGUUUGUCUCGUCAGGCCCAGUCCUGCCAUUGAAGUCAGUCCUCUUGUUGCCUGUGCUCUUCCCGAUCCCUCUCUUCCUGUUUUGACCCCUCGUGGUCCUAUUUAUUUCCCUGGUCUAUUCAAUAAAACCCCCUUUUGUUCUCCUAAA
Molecule: messenger RNA, 3306 nt
Organism: Brienomyrus brachyistius
Lineage: Eukaryota; Metazoa; Chordata; Actinopteri; Osteoglossiformes; Mormyridae
Product: maturin-like
Exons: 3
Coding region: 254-655 (133 amino acids)
Biological process (GO): regulation of signaling; positive regulation of megakaryocyte differentiation
Cellular component (GO): cytoplasm
Source: RefSeq, a predicted model, not a curated record